AUGGGGUCAUGGCCAAUCAGAGUGUGGUCCACGAUGGUACUGUCGUCCGUUAUACCGACGGCGUUUAGUCAGGAGGUUGAUUUAGGAUGGUAUCCUCCGAGGAACACGUCUAUCAACAACUUGGAUGAUGUCCUCGCCGGUGAAGGGGUCUACGGCUUCAUAUUUAAUACCUCGGAGACUUCCGAUGCCGAGUACGGGACGUAUAACUGGUGUAACAUGCCUCACGUUCGAAAGACAGAAUAUAUCAAGCCGCCAGCCGAGUACGAACUCAAAUAUGUUGAAGUGAUUCAAAGACAUCACAAGCGAACACCGUAUGAAAGCAACGCUUUCCCAGUAGAGUCUUAUCGCUGGGAUUGUGACGAUCAAGGCCUUUAUUAUUAUGGGCGUGCUUUCGAUAGCGACAAGCAGCCCGUGGAAGGUUACUGGAAAGGUUACAUAUCGCCAGUUAACCCUUAUACCCCCUCUGGUUGGAUCGGAAGUUGCCAAUUUCCUCAAAUAACCUCUGCCGGACUUGAAGACUCCUGGACUCAUGGUCGAGAUAUUUACGGCGUAUACCAUGAUCUACUUGGGUUCCUUCCCGGAAAAGACGAGGAUUGGCGAUCUCAGGUGUUGUAUCGCGUUACACAUAAUGUAAUUACAAGCCAAGUGGCUGGCAUGUUGAUCAACGGGAUGUGGGGGACGACUGAAUCCGUACCAUUGAUGAUCCAAGGAGACGAAAUCGACAGUCUCGAACCGCAGUAUACUUGUGACGUGGGCAGUGAUCUAUUCGAUACCAUCAAGUCGUCCUCCACCGCCGCUUGGAAAGCCCAUCUGGACGCUGCGUCGGACUUGUUCAACACCUUGGAUGAUAUAUCUGGGGUACCUCCGAGUGAUUCCGGCUUCCAUGCAAGUUUCGACCAUUAUUUCGAUAACCUUUCCGCACGACAGUGUCACGCAAAGCCGUUGCCAUGCAAAUUAGAAAAUAGCGUGAAUUCCACCACGUGUGUCGACCAGUCUUUAGCUGACGCAGUAUAUCGUAUGGGGCAAUGGGAAUAUUCGCAAAUAUACCGCGACGCCCCUACUUCACUUGCUGCCUCUUCUACCACCUACGGCGUAUGGAUCGCUGAGCUGAGCCAACAUCUGCGAGAUGUGGUAGCCGAUAAAGGGGGUCCCAUCUACUUUCACAACUUUGCGCACGACGGUUCCGUGAGUCGAGUCUUGGGUAUAUUGCAAAUCGAUACUAUGGUGUGGCCAGGGAUGGGAAGUGAGGUGGUAUUCGAAAUAUAUCGGCGAACUGGAAAUGAGACGGCAUUGUCAAGCCCAGGGAGUGACAAAGGACGAACAAAGAGAGCAAAUCAGGGCUAUUUCGUAAGGGUAUUGUUUGGCGGCAAGCCCCUGAAAUCCUCGAAUCCUAGCCUUGGUUUGUUAGAUAUGGUGCCGGUUGAAACCUUGCUGACGUACUUUGAUGGUCUAGUUGGGAUGAAUGCUAGUUUAGUCGUAGGCAAAUGUAACGGGACAAUAUCUGUCUAG
Messenger RNA from Hypoxylon fragiforme, 1509 nucleotides. RefSeq names its product phosphoglycerate mutase-like protein. The record is from RefSeq and is a predicted model, not a curated record. Gene Ontology annotation, molecular function: phosphatase activity. The transcript is spliced from 3 exons. NCBI's taxonomy places the organism in Eukaryota, Fungi, Ascomycota, Sordariomycetes, Xylariales, Hypoxylaceae. Gene Ontology annotation, biological process: dephosphorylation. Bases 1 to 1509 code for a protein of 502 amino acids.